AUAUGUUCAUAAAAGUAGAUAAAAAUAGCAAUAUUUCGGCUCACGGGAUCAGCUGUGAGAACAAGAAUCGGGAAGGACGGCUAGCCUUUAAUUCACCAUCAUGCCAUACAGGGACGUCUCUCCUUUCCUCAGGCUCGUGCGACAAAACCUCCUUGGGAGGACCCACACCCCAGCCCUGCGUCAAGCUGAUAAGGUGGGCUGCCGUUCCCAGCCCCCGCCCAGCCUGCCCAAGGGGGUCAGCUCCAGCCUUUCAGCAAACUAUUACUAUAUGAGGGACGGCAGACGAGCAGUUGAACCCGAGGAGGUGGUGGCCAUCAACUCCUCCAGCGGCCCAACUGUGCUGUUGUCUGAUGAAAAUGAGGCUGCUGGAGCUGUGACUGUCACAGCAAAGAAACCUAAGUUGCCGGGGGUUAUACAUCACUUUGACUGAGUCCACUCAAGUCUUUGCAUGGUGCACUGGGGACUAUACAGAACUAUAUAGUGUUGGGGUGUACAUAGUGUGUGUGGCCUAGAAGUGGUGCCAGGUCAUCUGAGGUCAUGGUUACUUAGCACUUUCAUGUUCUGUAUCGGGUAUGAGUUUGUCCUGAAAGUAUUUGCACUCCAUGUUCAAGAAAUUAUUGUACCAAAGUUUGUACAGUUUGACAAUUGUGAAAAUGACACCAGAUGAUAGUUGUAGUUUUAAGAUUUGCAGAAUAAAGGUAUUAAAGUGACAGAA
Scylla paramamosain (green mud crab) is the source of this 715-nucleotide messenger RNA. RefSeq names its product NADH dehydrogenase [ubiquinone] 1 alpha subcomplex subunit 7-like. Gene Ontology annotation, cellular component: mitochondrial inner membrane. The transcript is spliced from 3 exons. Bases 101 to 430 code for a protein of 109 amino acids. The record is from RefSeq and is a predicted model, not a curated record. Gene Ontology annotation, biological process: mitochondrial electron transport, NADH to ubiquinone; ATP synthesis coupled electron transport. Lineage: Eukaryota; Metazoa; Arthropoda; Malacostraca; Decapoda; Portunidae.